AUGCAGGCCGACGAGGAGGGUGGGUGGCCGCCGCGUGCCUGGUACAGCUAUGUUGCGGCGCCCAUGGUCGACCAAUCGGACCUGGCGUUUCGUGCGACAGCGGUACAGUACGGCGCCACAGCGACGUGGACCCAAAUGUAUCAUGCCGACGAUAUUGUCCUGCAGGGCGACAUCUACGAGCGAGCACGACGGGCUCUGGAGCAAGGUAAGCAGGCGCAGGAGCAUGUUGAUAUCGCUAUGGGAACAUAUGCGCCUCAGAUUGUGCAGUUAGCGGGGCAUGAUCCUGCAUCGCUACUCACAGCCGCGCGUCUUUUUUCGCCGUACGCCGAUGGCAUUGAUCUCAAUCUCGGCUGCCCACAAACACGCGCACAACGUGGUCAUUAUGGUGGCUACCUCCUGGGCCGAAAAGAUUGGCCUCUGGUCAAGCAGCUGGUAGCUGCGCUAGCGCAUGGAUGUGAUCGGCCCAUCUCCACCAAGGUUCGCCUUUGUGAUUACGCACCUGACACGUAUGAACUUGCGACACAGCUGGCCCAUGCUGGCUCAUCGUUGAUCACAGUGCACGCACGGCACGUGGCGCCCAAUCGUCGUCGAGCGGGGCCUGCCAAGUUGGAGCAUGUUCGCGCUGUCGUCGAGGCGUUGCAAGCGCAAGGCCUGCAUGCAUCACAGCCUGGUGGCUCCACAUUGGUCCUGAGCAAUGGCAAUGUGCGUACUUGGGACGAUAUUGUCGCCAAUCUGGCCUAUACCCAAGCUGACGGCGUCAUGGUCGGCGAGCCUUUGCUUAUGCAGCCGGAUUUGUUCGUAUCGUCGGUCGAGCCAGCCAAACGGCCAACAGCGCGCGUGUUGCCGACCUAUUUGCGCCUAUGUGAGAAAUACAAUGUGGAUACGUCGUUGCCGUUCAUCAAGCAGCAUACGCAGUACAUACUGCGUAGCUGGGCGCCAGGCCGAGAGACGCGUAUAGUACAAGAUCAACUGCGGGCGGCGGAGAGCGUCGCAGCGAUGCGGGACGUGCUUCGUUAA
Molecule: messenger RNA, 1017 nt
Organism: Malassezia pachydermatis
Lineage: Eukaryota; Fungi; Basidiomycota; Malasseziomycetes; Malasseziales; Malasseziaceae
Product: fmn-linked oxidoreductase
Exons: 2
Coding region: 1-1017 (338 amino acids)
Biological process (GO): tRNA processing
Molecular function (GO): tRNA dihydrouridine synthase activity; flavin adenine dinucleotide binding
Source: RefSeq, a predicted model, not a curated record